Amoebophrya sp. A120 is the source of this 12577-nucleotide messenger RNA. The record is from the annotation of a GenBank genome assembly. NCBI's taxonomy places the organism in Eukaryota, Dinophyceae, Syndiniales, Amoebophryaceae.
AGAUUUUUCAUUUGAGCGAACAACACUAAUAAUUGAAAUAAUAACAGCUAGGUUCUUCUUCUUUUGUUAAGACAGGGCAUUAAUAUAACAGUGACUCAUGACGGUAACCGCCGACCCGAAGCGCGCGGGCGCGACGAUGCUGGGGGCCGCGAAAAAAAUUGGGACGACGCGGGAGGCCCCGACCUUGUCGGAGCUCUUCGACCGCCGGGCGCGGACGCAGGACAUGUGGGGCAAGGAGCCGAUCGAGUACAGGAGGCUUUACGACGAGGACGUAGAGCAGAACACUGUAGUGCACAGGGAGUCCAAGCUGCAGGUAUGGCGCGGGUUUGCAGACUUGGUAAACCGGACGGAUAAGCGGUAUCCAGACAACCGGGAAAACGUUUGCGUCUUUUUCUGGACCAAAAAGGCAAAGUAUCCUGUGUGACAACCCCUUGCUCAUCAUGCGCUUAAAUCGGAUAGCUGAAUAAAUCAUUUAUUCAACUGACACGAAAAUCAAGAAGAAGACCAACUGCAGCUGUGAUACUUAUUUGUUUGGCGCAGCUAAGUUUUUUCAUUCAGGCAAGUGGCGCCUGAAAAAAGAAUGUAGUGUUAAGAUUUGCAAAGAGAAGUAGACUUCAUUUCGAUUACUAGGUCGUGCCACAGCCAAUACGAAGAUGUAUGUUUUAUUCCAGCUUGUCAUCAUGUCAGCACGCUAAACUCAUGUCGGAGCAAGUAGAUUUGACACACAGGAUACCAGCGUCAGCGCGUUUCUCAAAGUGGGAAAAGACAACGCCAUUUGGAGUGACAUCCUGAUGGGGAAAUGCGUCGUCCACGAGUCGUUUCAGGUAUUGUAACUGCUUGCUUUAUUCUGUUUGUGCAUGACAACGUUGUAGGCAUGACUCGCAUUUUUAUAACUAACUUGCACAACUACACGUCGCUGUAGCAACUUCUGAGAAAUAAACUACCUCCACAGACCGCCGGUUCAACUGCGUAUCAACUGCAAAUAUGUCUGGGUCCUCCAGAAAAUUGUCGUGUUUCUGAUACAUUGCAGACUGGCUGCUUGUACGGCGUAACAGCAUGAGGAAUUCCCCUGAGGAGCUUUUUGCGGAUUCAAGCGUAUUCAGCACGACAGAAAAAUUGCCCAAUCGACGUAUUCAUGCAAAUUAGGUCUUGUUGAUAGAGAUACAUAGUGAUGUUGUCCUUGAAGUCCCGCACUACAAAAUCCAGACCCAGACACAUUUGCGGUGCAUGCUGCACCGAAUGCAACGACACAGCAGUCAAAUAUGGAGCAGCAAUCCACCAUAACCAGGACCUCGAUCACAUCAACAAACUCCUCCAUUGACUCCCUGGCGUUAGCGACGGGCGCCGUGGAAAAAAGGAUAUUUCUCGGGGAGUUUCUGACCCUCGAGAUAGAAGAUGUGCACCAGAUGGCGAUUAAAAACGACGUGCGCCCCUUCAACGACAAGGAGGGCUACGCGCAUCCAAGUACUUACAGUAGUUGACAAAUCGCUCUGUCGUGUCGUUCUUUGUUUUUCAUUCUUGCAACGUAGUUGGUGUUGGAUUUUAUGCAGAAGCAAAAACCAACCACAAUGACAAUAUCAACAAAAUAAAACCAGCUAAAGUCCAACUGGUCGAGCUGAUGACCGGUCGACCGUAUCGAGAUUGCUUGCGCGAUGGGGUAUGAAAGUUGUCACGCGCGGGGUGUCUGAGUCGAAAUAAUAAAAUACAACAGGCCUUGAACCUUGUAAUAUUGUUUCGCUGAUCGUGAUCCUACUUGCAUGUUGAGGAUGUUCUCGCCCUGAGUCCUGAACGCGACAACGCAUGCUGUCGCAAGAAUGGACUGCAUACUUAAUUGCAAAUAAAUAGUCCAAUUUCAAAUAUUUGGCAUUGACGUUCUUGCUUGAAAUGAUUUAGCUUCUCUAGCGGGAAGAUGAAGCAGGGACAAAUCCCCCAAAAAAAAUGGUGACUCUGAAAAUCCUCCACUCGUCCCCUUCCAUACGUCACAGUCGAGAAUUUCGAAAUCGCGAUCCCGGUUUAUGUACCCUCUGCAAAUAAAGUAUCGUACUCGUAGUAAUUGCAUUUAUGCAUCACAAAACUCUUUCUCAAGGUAAAUCCGCAUUACAAAUUUAGUUUGUAGUGCUGGGGGAGUUUGUAAUGCAAUUCAUACUACUGCGAUACUUUUGCAUUGCAUAUUAUGUCCCGUACGCCCUGCUUGGCCGGUCCCGCGAAGAGUCCUAUUGUGCAGCAAAGUUUCCGUACAUUGUGAACAUCGCGCUCUUAUCCAGCGCAAAUAUGUUCGGGUCUGGAAGAAAGCAAGUUUGUGAUGCUUGGGCGACAAGACAGAAAAGUCUGUCAUGCUUGGCGCGCUACAGUGCCACUUGCUUGUCACGCAAAAAGGCCAUUUGUCAUGCGGUUCACGCUACACAUAGAUAGCCGCUCAGAAACUUGUCAUGCGCGACCCCCUGAUACAGGUUGCGUAUCAUUCGGACAUUGGCAUCACAAGUUUCCAGACCCAGACAUAUUUGCACUUGAUAGCUCUCCGACUACAACCCUUCACCGACCACGUUUUGGAACGACAGACUCGUGGACGCGUGCGCCGAUUAUCCUGUGCAAAAGUAUUGUACUCGUAGUAAUUGCAAUCAUGCAUUACAAAUCUCCUUUCCAAGGUAAAACAGCAUGACAACUUUCAUUUCUCAUGCUGAGCAAAUUUGUCAUGCGAUUUAUCCUAGUACGAUACUUUUGCAAUGCAUACCGCUGGGGACCCGGCAACCGUGGAGCUGUGCUUUGAAAACGGUGUGAAUAGAUUUUUGUCGAUAAAAAUAUUUACUGUAGAGGUAGACCCUGCAAUUAUUAUAUAUGAAUUAUGCUACGACGUCUGGCAGUGCUAGUACUUGGGGUAGUUUUGUAGAAGGCGGACUAGUCGUGCAUGUGCAAGUGCAUCUUCAUCUUCAUGCUACUGUACUACUUGCUUCACUUUUUGAACAAGUGAACCAGUAUUCCUGAGACCCCCCAGAUUAUAUUUGUAUGUCGGGACACGAAGGGGCCUGCCCCUAAUUGUCCUAGAAGAAACCUUGCCUAUAAGUCGCUUUCUCAUACAAAUUUGUUGUGUUUUCUGGUCCGCUGUUUUCCCGGCGGACCCUUGCGGUACUGGUUCUACCGUCCGGUACGGGGCCCCCAGGACUUCCCGGGGCCCCCGGACGCGAAGGGACCUACAAUGCCUCCGCGCCGUCGUUUUGUAUGGUUUCGCUCUAGCCCCGCUUCGUUCCGGGUGGCCGCGGUCGCGCUACGACGCACUACGCGCCGCACUACAACUAUAUACAGUCGGCAGUCGCUCGGUCAUCUGCAUUCCAACGGACUGCUAGCAGAAACAGAGUGGCCAUAGAGAGCGAGUCUCCGUGUGAGCAGCAGCCAGAGUGCGCUGCAGUUCGGUCCUUGUACAUCUUCCAUCGCCCUGCCUGCAGGACUUCACUGCCCUAUGUGCGGCCCUUCGGUCACAUCGCCCUCGAACGCGCGCGCGCGCGCUAGCUAUUGUCGACAUGCUUCUGGCGGAGUAAAAUGCGCAGUCAGGUCCCAAGCGUAGCACACAUCGAGCAGCAAAUCAGUAGUCAGCAGACUUCUAACUCCAGGCAGUAGCUUUAUCUUUUUACACCAAUCAGUGCCAGCACGUUCCACAAGCGCAUCCCUAAGCAAACAUCGCUCACAGCAAAGCAUAUCAAUUUGAAUCAGUUUGAAGCAGUGUAAACAUCGGCAGCACUAUCGUAGAUCAGGUUUUGUUUUUGAACAAGCAGUAUUAACAGUUUAGUCGCAUUGCUAUAUAAGUAUCGGCAGCAGUGCAGGGCAGCAGUAUUCGAGCCGCGGGCAGUAUCCAAGACUCAAAGACACUAACCAUAGUGUUUAUCCUGAGCAAAAACGUCACCCCCCAAACCUGUCAUGCAAAUCUGCCAUCCAAUAAAAACAGAGUUUCGCCCGGGGGGCCCCGUGAAGAGCAUGCCCUCGUCGUGUUUUGCAGUUUCUGAUGCGGGAAUCAGUGAGAUGCGCUAACUUUGUGAUGCUAGUGUACAAGAUCGCACACAGGGCAUGGUUGGCAUGCAAAAUGGAUAAAGAUGGGAGCUUUGUGUUUAUGGGGCGGCGACAUUUUUGCACAGGAUAAAACUACACUUUCGCUCAAAGAAGCGGCGAUUUAUCUGGGCAGCACACCUACAGGAAAGUAAAGAUUUAUAUAAGGAAUCCGGGGCGGGGCAACAAAAUAUAUUUAUUUGGCAAAAGUAUUAAUUGGGGAGUAUCUUCAGAAAAUGGCUAUGUUGGGCGGGGAAAUCGACCAGCAGGAGGUCGCAGAGCGCCUCCAGGAAUGGGCUGCUAGCCCCCUCGCGUCGUUUAUGAGCGAGUUUGAAGAAAAUUUUCUAGGUGACCGCGCAGGCCCGGGCACGUGGGAGGGGGAAAACCCACCGCCGGCCACGCCGGCAACGGCGAAGGUGCUGCUAGAAAUGCAGCGCAAGUGGGAGGGCUUGCAGGCCUCGGCAACCGCCCACGCAAUCGCCGUGGACGCGUCCUUCUCGGAUGCCGAGCGGUCUGCCUGGGCGCGGGUUGAGUUUGCCGCCCCGGGCGCGGGCGUCUCGGCGCGGCUGCAGGCCUUCGCCGCCCGCGUGCGGGAAAAGGCUGCUUGGGCAGUCACCGUAGAUGCCCUUAGUGGCGCGGGCUAUGCGCGGGAUUUCCUCGUGCGGGCGCCCUGGUUGCGCUCCUUGUCGGAGCGCCAGAGCAGCUGGUUACAAAAACUGCGGGCGCAAUUUAGCCUGCAGCUACCGGAACCCACUCCAUUCCCGGAUGAGGCGUCGGGAGGAGCGCUGGUCCCGGUUGGUAGCAGCAGCGGCGACGCUGCGCAGCCCGGUGCCCCUGUGGCGUCUGCCGUUCCGGCUGCGCCGGCCCCGGUGCCGCCGGCUGCCCCACCGGCGCCCGCCCACGACACCAGCAACUGGGACUGGGCCGAAAUUCACAGACUGCGCGCAGGCGUUGCCGCUGGGCACCUUCUCACGGCGUUCCCAGAGGCGGCGGGGUUUGCCUUCACCGUGAAGGUUGCCGGCAGGCAGGGCUACCGCCGCGAGGUUCCGCGCGGGGAAAUCGCGGCGGCCCUGCCGCGUCUUGCGGUGGAGGCGCAGCAGCAGGGCGCGCAUCUGUUCUUUCUGCCAUUGGCGGCGGACAGGACUUUUGUGAUGGUGGACAUAGACCAUGCUGCCGCGCCGUCCCCCCCGGAAUUUCCUUCCGGCGCCGGGGAGCCUCGAUUGGUUACCGAGACAAGCGCGCAAAAGUUCCAGUUUUGGUUUGUGGUUGCCGAUAAACCCGGGGAAGCCGCCGAGCAGGUUCGCCGGCAAUUGUAUGAGGACACGCACGGCGUCGACGUGUCGGCCUGCCAGCGGGGGCAGGCCGGGCGCGUCCCGAUUACCGUAAACCCAAAACCCGGCGCGGGGGGGUUUGUCUGCCGGGUGCGCUCGGCGCAGGCCGCGGGCGCGAUCGAGGUGGCGCCCUACCUUCGCGCCCGCCGGGGCCUCACCCCCGGGCAGAGAGCCAUUUUUGCAGCUCUCGGGCAGCCGCUGCCGCCGUUCGGGGCGGCUGUUGGGAGUAGUAGCGCCGCCGCCGCGGCAGCAAACGCAUGGGCUUCCCCGGUUUCUCCUGGUCCUGCGUUGCCCGACUUCACGCAGGGGCCCCGGGAGCUCGCGCCCGCCGGGGCGUUUGACCUUCGCCCGGCUCCUGCGGAGCCAGCUGCGCCAACGGGAGGCCAGGCCGGAUCUCCGCAGGCCGCGGAAUUUCUGAACCCGGGCGAGCCCCGGGACGCCACCUCCCAGGAGCGCGCAAGCCCGGUCGCCAAGCGGCGACGGGGCGACGCGGCUUCUGUGGAAACCGUAACUGCACCGCCCGCCCCGCCAGGCGGCCCUUCGCCAGCCGGGGGUGCGCCGGGCCCCCCUCCCGGCAAAGAGCCUGCCGACCCAGAAGUUGGGUCUCCUCUCGCGCCUGCUGGUGGUGACAGCCCGUCCACCAAACGGCGUCGAGCGGAAGCGGCACUUGUUGUGGGUGUGAACGCAGCGGCGGGUGCGCCCGCUUCUGCGCUCCCGCCCCCGGCACAGGCAGCAGUUCCUCUUUCGGAGGUUGUCAACCUGCUGAGCGACGACGAGGCGUCCGUUGCGACGCCGCUCUCCGCGCAAGGGGGCAGUGAAGAGCAGUCGAGCGACGGCGCCGAGGGACCUGAAGUGGCGUCCGGCCUCGCCGACACCCCGCCGCUCGAUGGCGACUCCAAACGGGCGGCGCGCGCGGUUUCGUGGGACGAAAUUCGCCGCGUGCUAGUGGGCGAGGGGGCCCAGCAGCCGCUCGUCUUGUCGUUGCCGACCAAGAAAAAGCGCGUUUGGUGGCGCAAGCACGGCAAGGACUACCGCCUGAAGCCGGGGACCGCUCUUUCCGGCGUGGAGUCUCGGGUGGAAAUCUUCAAGGAGCCAGCUGGGUGGCUCACUGUGCUUGAAAAUGAUGACGAGCUGGCUGCCGCUGCGGCCAAACUUCAUGAGGUGUCGCACCGCGGGCGCGACUCCACACUGGCCGCCCUAGUAGAAGCGGGCUACUGGGGCUCCAACGCGAGUCGCAUCUGCGCAGACGUGGUGGCGCGUUGCCGCGUCUGCGCCGCGCGCGCGGUGGUGAAGGCGCCGGUCCCGCCGUACAGCGCGGCGGCGCUCACGGCGGAACACAGUGCACUUUCCGGAAAGGUCUACCGGAAAGUGCACAUCGACCGCAAAAUCAUGCCCCGUUGCCGGGUCGCCCCCACUGCCACAAACCCCGCCCCCGGCCAGGCGGUCGCCAUCUGCGGCGCCGUCUGCGCCGUCGGCGGGGAGUUGUGGGCCGCCGCGGCGGCCGACCACUCCGCGGCUUGUACGCUGCUCGCGUACUCGCCGCUGGAGAGCAGCUGGGGGCUGCCGGAGCAUGUUGUUUGCGACAACGGCACCGAGUGGGGCCUGCUCCUUUCGGAGUGGGGCUGCUCGGUGUCGUUCACGGAGCCGGGGCGGCCGCAGGGCAACGGGGCCAUGGAGGUGGUGUGGGUCUCGUUGUCCAAAAUCUUGGCGGCGCUGGCUCUGGAGCACCCGGGCCAGUCGUGGGCUGACCUGCUUCCGCGGGCGGUGUUUCGGUACAACACCGCCCCGAAGCCGUGGAAGCAUGGUCAGUCCCCCUGGACGUUCGUCCGGGGGUGUGCGCCGCACACACGACAGGCCCGGGCGGUGGCGGAGGCGCUUGCGCUUCCGCCGCCUCCAUCUCCAGGGCCCCCGGCUGCCGCGGCAGCGGAAGCGGCGCCACCCGCCGCGGGCGCUCCCGUCGCGCCCGCCGGCCCGCCCGCAGCGGUGGCGCCGGCGCCGUCGUCUCCGCCUUUGGUUGCCAGUCCCGCGGCGCCGCCGGCGGUGCCUCCGCGGUCCGCGGCCUUGGCGGCCUUGCGGGACGUGGCCAACGAGCGGGCCAUGGCGGAGGCGGAGCGGCGUGUUAACAGGUACACCCAGGCCCGCGGGGGGACGGUCGUUGACCGCUUGCGGCUUUUCCCGAUUGGCACCCGGGUAAAAGUCCGCAACCCCCGGGCGGGCAACCUGCGCGCGGUGGCAGGCCAACGGGUGCAAGAAGCAAACUGGCUGUUGGGGUUCCGUGUCGCAGCUAUCGACGGGACGACUCUCGUGGUGGAGUCUACGCCCUCGCAGGGGCAAAAACGGCAGCGCCUCCGGCGCUCCGUUGCGUCGGUCGAGCUGGACCGGGGGGCGUCGCCCGACCGCGUUGGGCUUCCUAGUGACGUUGGCCCGGCCAUCGCCGCGCCGGCGCCGGCAGUUUCAUCUCCUCCUGUUGUCCCAACGCCACUUGGGCCGGCUGCCACUUCUCCUUCCCCUGCUGUUCCCGAAGCGCAGCCGGCCUCGGCCGGUGCGGGGGAAGCUGCGCAUCCCCGGGGCGGGGGUUUAGAACGCUUCCCCACCGGCGGGUUUCGGUUCGGGAAUUUUCCCGACCCGCUUCCGCUCGCGGCGCCCGUUGCUUUGGUUGCGUUGCCCAACCUAGCAACAAAGCGCGCUCAGCCGCGCCGGGAUUUCCACGUCGAGGGGAUUUUAUUGCAGUGCAAGGCGCUUUCGCGUGGACACCGCCUGCUGCUUUACGCCUACGGGCAGGCCCUUGCUAUCACAGUUUACCCUUGGGCGGGAGCGAACGUGGAAGACCGCCCGCCCCCCGGGCCGCUUUUUGGUAAUUUGCUCCGUGAAGCGGCCGGGCGCGGCGGCGGGUAUGGCGUCUACUUGCAGCUCACGGGGGUGGGCGUGCGGUUACGCCAGGGAGCUACGUAUGGAACCUUUUCAGGCGCCACUUGUCUCCUUGGGGGGAUGUUUCGCUGGGGGAAACGAGGAGACCGGGCGGGCCCCGAUUUGCGGGAAAUCCCGGAGCCGCUGCGCGACCGGGCGCGGUUGCUCCUUGAGGUCGCGGAGAAAGCUGCCGAGGCGGCGCAGGCGUCCGACCUUGGGUCGGUCACCACUUGUGUGUCGCGCGUCCCUCUUCCUGCUUCCCUGCCUGGCUAUGACGACCAGCUUUGAGGGCACGCGCCCCGCCAUGUGUAGCGGGGCAUCGUCGACAAUGAAAAUUUUCAUCGCUCUUGAUCAGUUUCUCGCUGUACUUCUUCUCACCCUGCUAUAGGUCGUUUUCUUGCGCGUUCGGCGUCGCUAGUUCUGUCAUUCCGCCGCACAUUCGUCUACAGUUCAGUAAAGAUAAGCCUAUGAAAAACUCCACAUACAAAAAAAAUAUAGUUAUAGACUCGUGGGCGCAGCGCUACGUGCCUGCUCGCCCAGCAUGAAAGUCCGAAAAUUGUAUCCCGGUGCCCCACCUUCCGAAAAAAUGAAAGCUCAAAACUUCCCGUACGUGUACGACCAUCGAAGGCAUUUUGUCCCAAAAGUUGUCAUUCUUUUUUUUUUCAAAAAAUCGCUACAACGAACCGUCGUUGCGAAGGAAACUCGAAAAGUUCAGACAGGGGAUCCCGUCCGUAGUAUGUAGCCCGCCGUCCCUGGGCGGUGUGUUUUUCUAGCUGCUCUCUUUGCUCCUCCACGCAGGAGUUUUUUUCUUUGUCAAGGCACCAGUCCACAAACCUUUUGCGGCGCUCUACGUACUACCGUUGUUGUGUGUCGAUUAGUAUCUUGCUCUACCUCCGGUCCCUUUCGUUCUUAACUCGAACCCUGGCCCCUCUCGGGGCGCAGGGUUUCGUUCACCUGUAGCCCUCACCGUCGCGACGGUGACUUGCGCUUGGCGCAAGCGUGGCAUACUUGGCCCGCGUUCGCCUUGGUUUUCGCCUUCUCUUUUAACACCUCCCGGCCAAAAAGAUUGCGAUCCCUACCGUGCGGUCUUCGGUGACGGCGUAUGCCUAAUCCGUGCGCGGGGGGGGCGUUGGGUGCUGCCGUUCUGUGGAUAUUUGUGGGUAGGGUUUUUCCAUCGUUCCGGCGCCCUUCGUUCCGCUUGCGCUUAUGCGGUAAACAUGCGCCAGGGGAAAAGUAGGUCGCUCCCCUGCCUUCUUGAGAAAAGGCGAGUACCGAUGUGCAACUAGAGAUAGGCGGGGCGCCCGAACUUGGGAGGCGGCGCCCCCGGUAGACCUAAGGGGAACGCGGUGCCCCCUGCCCCCACUUUUCGUGGGGGGAGGCAUAUUUCUCUCUUCCUCCGGAGGCUCUCCUUUUUUCUUAGUUCUUUUGUCUGUCGACGGUUUUUCUUUUCUGGCACUUUUGCACAUCCGCCUCCAACGCUCUGCAUCGCUUUUUUUCUCUCUUCUAGAUUUGCCGCUCUCGUAAUCAGAAAUUCAGCGCGCUUAGGAAUGCGAAACGUUUUAGACAUUUCUUUGCUGCCCAUCCCCGCCGCCGGCCCCCCCUGAUGAGCCUGUUCUUCAUCGCACACAGUUAGAUAUGCUCCCAGUCGUCCCUUCGUCGGAUCUGACUGGUGCGCGCACGCCUCGUACUCCGUGGCGUGCGCGCUUCCCAGCCGCCGGCGAACUCCUGUGUACACGCGGCGGGCCCACGCGUGUAGAUAGGCGCUCGCCUAUUCCCGUUCCUUUCUUCUUUGUGCGAUGUAUUUCACCCUCCCAGCAGGUGCCGCUCGUUUUUGUGGGCACUCCGCGAUGCGGCGCCUGCCACGAGGCUCUAUGGCGGGAAGCCCGGUUUUAUAGGUGCGACAAGUUCACUUCAGGGGCGCGCUGGCAACGACUGCAUCCUAGGGGCCGCAAUUAUAGAAAUACUCCCGGGGGCUUUCCAGCCCCCCACCACAGGGCGCCCUCCCCCUGUGGUGGCCCCCGCUUUGCGCGAGCGCCGUGACGAGGCGCGGGGGCUUACGUUUUUGCAUGCAGGGCGACAUUUUAUUUCGGGUAGAAAUAUAACACGAUGUCCACAAUGUCCCAGAGCAGCUAGCACGCCAAGAGUGGUUUGGUGCGCCCUGUUACGUUCGCGCGGUCGCCCAAACCAGACGGAGUGCUACCUGCUAUCCUGGGCUCCCGUCUCCCCUCCCCACCCUCCCCUGUUUUGCAUGGACCACCAAGACUCGCGCUGCUAAGUACUUACACAAUAGCUACAUUCUGCCUCUGCCUAUUUUCAUAGUUUCUAUUCUUCUCGAGUGCUACUACGUGACUUCUGUAAAGCUUCUAUUUAUUUGGAUACCCUUGUGGACCGCUUGGGACCUGUGCUCUGCAACUAUGCUCUAUGCCUAUGUCUAGCGCUUCCGUACUACGCUUCUACAUACCCACCGUGGCAGCGUGGGCGAGGUCUUUCCCCUCGCCCUACUCUCCGCGCGGCAACGAAUCUUCACUAGCGCGCCCAAAUGCGCUAUUUUGGAACCGUAAAAAAAAUAAAAUGGCCGUGCUGCUCACCUUGAGCUCGGGACUCCCGCCCGCCACCUGCUCUCGCAAGGCUCCCGUGUUUCUCCACGGUGCCAUGCUUUUUCGGCAACAACUUCGGAUGCUGAAAAGCCGGUGUGUGCUGCGUGCUCUGUUCGCAGCAAGAUUUUGAACCCACAGAUUGACACAGUUUUUGAACGUACUGCGCUCUUUCUGGCGCCCUUCUGUCGCAGUUUCGGAGUUCGCUGCGCGGCACAGGCGCGGCCGCUUAGUUCAGCCCUGUGGGGCGCGUUUUUCGUGUGCGAAGUGUUGUCUUCUCGGGCGUUGCGCGUCGCUAACUUUUUGUAGAAACACCACCGCGACACUAUCGUGGCGCGCUUGCCAGAAUUGCGUCCGCCCCGGCCUGGUUCCGACCCCGUCACAACCACCAAAGCUAAACCCGGCGCCGCCCACAACCAGCAGCACCUGACGCUCCCUUUGCGAAGCCGCCUGCGCAGCAGUCUGCUGUGCGAAGCACGGACCUGGUCCACCCGUGCGUCAACCGCCAGUUCGCCGCUACCUCACCACAGAUCGGUCGGGACUUCGCUGCGGGUAACGCUUUUCUGGACAAGCAUCGCCGCUUUCGGCGUUGUGGAGGUGUCUCAACUUUUUGUCGCGCGCGCUUCGCCCAGGAGGGCAGUGCUUCUUAUGCGAUUUCCGCCCUCGCUCGGUUGUUCUUCGCGCCAAGCUUGUGCUGCGCGCGCGAGCGCCCCUUCUUGUGAUGGACGAAAAACCGCAGUGCGCCGUUUCUGCGUGCGUUUUCCUUGUACUAGAAUGAAUAUUCAAUCAGAACCGCGCCGCUUCUUCUCCACAUACGAAAAAGUUGUAUGUGCCGCGCAGCACAGACAAACACUGCGCGUGGUCAGACAAAACUUCUCUGUUCAUACGUCUUUUUGUCUGUUUUCUGUGCCUUUUUCUGUUCUAGGUACCCUUCGCGUCCCGGGUACCCUUCGUGUGCUGCUUCACAAGUAUCCCUCUUGAAAAAAAAUCCAGGCGCCGCUAUCAAUCAUCAAGAUUGCAAGGGGUGGACACCAUUACACGCUGCUACGCUCGGAAAGGAAGUUCGGAGCGCGGCGAAGUUUUCAUGCGAUCAUGUGAUCUCAUUGUUUAUUGCUUUGCAUGAUGCGGUCAACAUACAUGCAUGGAAAAGUAUCGUGGGAAUGGUGCCAAAACACCAUUGCUGCGAGUGAAUCAGCGAGUCGGACGUACUAGAUCGUUUUUCAUCUCGCAGUUUUUUCAGCACGACUUCGCUGUUGUACUAUAGCGGUCGUGUCCUUUUCUGUUAAUAUCUUCUGUUGGCAACAUGUCAAGAGCAGAGGAAUGGAAAAAAUGGAUGCAUGUUCUGCAUCUGCAGUCCAACUGCCACGACGUGAUGCUGAUGGUCUCGCAACAUGAAGAUGACAACCUACAUCAAACUCCUUUCCCCUUUUCAGCCUGAUACUCCUCGCCAACGUUCUCCACGACCGGGCUUUCCGGGCGGAAAACCGGAAAAAACAAGUGUUGGAUCUGCUGCUGCAGCGGAAACCGAGCCUGCACAUCCGCACCUUGCGGGGCGAGCUAGCCGUCGACCUGGCCGAAUACCGGGGUUUUGCGCUCUGCGCGGAGGUUUUGCGAGCACAAAACUUGAUCCCGAUUGAGGAAGUGAAGAAGGUGGAAGAAAAACCGGACUUGCCGCUCGUGGUCGCGCUGAGACAAGGGCUGUUGUUCUGA